Nematolebias whitei (Rio pearlfish) is the source of this 1563-nucleotide messenger RNA. RefSeq names its product UDP-glucuronosyltransferase 2C1-like. The coding region runs from base 1 to 1563 and encodes 520 amino acids. Lineage: Eukaryota; Metazoa; Chordata; Actinopteri; Cyprinodontiformes; Rivulidae. The record is from RefSeq and is a predicted model, not a curated record. The transcript is spliced from 3 exons. Gene Ontology annotation, molecular function: UDP-glycosyltransferase activity.
AUGAUAUUUAGUUUAUGUGAGAUUUUCUUCGCACCACAAUGCAAUGGGGGAAACAUUCUGGUGUUACCUGUCGACGGCAGCCACUGGAUCAACAUGAAAGUACUCCUGGAAGAACUUCAUGCCAGGGGACACAACAUGACUUUGAUCAGGCCCUCCACAAGCUGGUACAUUCCAGAAAACUCUCAUCUCUUCUCAACCAUUACAGUUCAAAUACAAGAACAUUCCAUGGACAUUCUAGAUGUGUUCAUAGAGGAGCAAAUGAGGGCACAGAGAGAAGGGGCUUCACUGCUGACUUUGUUCAAAAUCACCAAAAGCUAUUUUUCUAUGGUUACUAAAGGCCAUUUUCUUUGGUGUGAUGCUAUUACUCAAAUUUUUGAUAAUCCAGAAAUGGUCAAAAGUUUAAAAGAUUCAUCGUUUGAUCUUGUUCUUACUGAUCCAGGAGUAGGUACAGGGGUUGUGUUAGCCAAAUAUUUGAAAUUGCCUUUAGUCCUAAAUGUGCGCUGGAUUACCAGUGGAGAGGGCCACUUUGUGUUGGCCCCCUCACCUUUUUCUUACAUCCCAGUUCCAGGAUCUGGCUUAACAGACAAAAUGAAUUUCAUCCAGAGGGUCAAAAACAUGCUCUUCCACAGCAUCAUAUGGUUUCAGGAGAAAUUCUUGUUGGGGCCUAUCUAUGAUGCCAUAUGUGAGAAGUAUAUAGAGGGUGGUUGUGACAUUGUCUCACUGCUUCAAGAUGCAGACAUCUGGUUGUUCAGGUCAGAUUUUGUGUUUGAUUUCCCUCGGCCGACAAUGCCAAAUAUUAUUUACAUUGGAGGGUUCCAGUGCAAGCCAGCCCAGCCUCUACCAGCAGAACUGGAGGAGUUUGUUCAAAGUGCUGGAGAGCAUGGAGUGAUCGUCAUGACUCUGGGAACUUUUAUACAUGCAUUGCCAAAGGAGGUUGCAGAAGAAAUGGCCAGUGUCUUUGCCACGCUUCCACAAAAGGUGAUAUGGAGGCACAAAGGGGAGCGUCCCGUCAUGCUGGGCAACAACACUCUAAUGACGGACUGGAUGCCACAGAAAGACCUUCUAGGUCACUCACAGGUCAAACUCUUCAUAGCUCAUGGAGGAACAAAUGGAGUACAAGAGGCCAUUUACUAUGGGGUUCCUGUUCUUGGUAUUCCUCUGUUCUUUGAUCAAUAUGACAAUCUAAUACGUUUACAAGAAAGAGGAAGUGCAAAGAUCCUUAAGCUAGCUGAUUUUAAUGGCCAAACAUUUAAAGAAAGUAUUGAAGAAGUGCUUUAUAAUGACAGCUACAGGCAAAACAUGCAAAAACUGUCACGUUUACAUAGAGAUCAGCCAAUGGCUCCUAUGGAUAAGGCUGUCUUUUGGGUGGAGUAUGUGAUGCGCAACAAAGGGGCUUCACACCUGCGCACAGAGGCCUAUACGAUGCCCUGGUACUCAUACUACUCUAUUGAUGUAGUACUCUUCUUGGUAACUGUAGUAACUCUGAUUCCCCUCUUUAUUUUUGCCACAGUUACAGUUCUCUGUUGCACUAGAAAACAAAAGGCAAAAAGUAAACUAAAUUAA